AUGGAUCCUUUCAACGAUAAAUGUGCCGCUCUGCAAGCGCGCAUUGCGGCUACCGAGGCCAAACUCGCAGAACUCAAGCAAGAGCUUGCGCGAGCUCGAGACGUUGUCGCAGAUGCUCGAAACCAGAACCCGACUGUGUUGGACGAGUCGAACGGCUCACAGAAUGGGUCUAAGUGGCCACUCAGCCAAAAAGAGUACAAGAGAUACGGUCGACAGAUGAUUGUAUCGCAGGUGGGGUUGUCGGGCCAGUUGAAGCUCAAAGCAGCCCGAGUGCUUCUUGUCGGUGCCGGCGGUCUCGGAUGUCCUGCGGCACAAUAUCUUGCUGGGGCGGGCGUGGGAACCCUCGGUUUGAUCGACGGGGACACGGUCGAAGUCUCGAAUCUGCACCGUCAGGUUCUUCACCGGACUCGCAAUGUCGGCAUGUACAAAGUUGAUAGUGCCAUCGAAUCUCUCAAAGAACUCAAUCCACACCCCAACUACGUCGCACAUCGUACGCAUCUCACGCCCGGCGAGGCGCCUGAAAUCUUCGCGCAAUAUGACCUUAUCUUGGACUGCACGGAUAAUCCCGCGACACGGUACUUGAUUUCAGACACAGCGGUGCUCCUGGGCAAGCCACUAGUUUCAGCCUCUGCGCUGCGCACAGAAGGCCAGCUGAUGGUACUGAAUAACCCCCCUCGUCCGCCCGGCGACAAGUCCGGCGGCCCUUGCUAUCGCUGUGUAUUCCCCAAACCCCCGCCAGCCGAUAGCGUGGUGAGCUGCGCAGAUGGAGGCAUUCUCGGUCCUGUGGUAGGAACGAUGGGUGUAUUGCAGGCCCUGGAAGCGAUCAAGGUCAUUACCGCGAUCGAGUCAAGCGCGCCCGAGUCUCCUCUUUUGCACAUGUUCUCGGCAUAUUCCAAUCCGCUGUGCCGUACUAUUCGCAUUCGCUCUCGAAGGACAAACUGCGCAGUGUGUUCGGCGGAAGCCACCGUUUCCUUGGACACUAUCACUUCUGGAUCCAUGGACUACGUGUUUUUCUGUGGCUCGGCAAAUCCUCCUGCUUUGUUGAGAAAGGACGAGCGUGUCUCUGCGCGGCAGUACCGGGAGCUUUCUUCUCAAUCUGAUGACAGUUUCGACAAAUCUUCCUUGCAGCGCCGUCAUACGAUAAUUGACGUCCGAGAUAAGACGCAGUUUGAGAUCUGUCAUUUGGAGAAUAGCAUAAACAUCCCCAUCUCAGAUAUUCUGGCAUCAGCGUCUACCGAGGCCACGCCUUCGUGGGUGCCGACCGAGCUUGUUGCGACAGACUCCAAGGAGCCCGUCUAUGUUGUCUGUCGACUCGGAAAUGAUUCACAGCUCGCUGUGCAACGGAUGAAAGAGCUGGGGCUGGGUCGCGGUGGCCAGAGAUUUAUUGGGGAUAUCCAAGGCGGGUUGCGAGCCUGGCGUGAACAGGUUGACCCUGAAUGGCCUGAGUACUGA
This is a messenger RNA of Penicillium diatomitis, 1452 nucleotides long. Its product is annotated as HesA/MoeB/ThiF family protein. The record is from RefSeq and is a predicted model, not a curated record. The transcript is spliced from 3 exons. The coding region runs from base 1 to 1452 and encodes 483 amino acids. Gene Ontology annotation, biological process: tRNA wobble position uridine thiolation; protein urmylation. Gene Ontology annotation, cellular component: cytoplasm; cytosol. Gene Ontology annotation, molecular function: URM1 activating enzyme activity; thiosulfate-cyanide sulfurtransferase activity; adenylyltransferase activity. Lineage: Eukaryota; Fungi; Ascomycota; Eurotiomycetes; Eurotiales; Aspergillaceae.